AUGGAGGCUGCCUUAACCGCGAUUCGCAAGGAACGCGGGCGCGUCAAGGGCAAGGUUAGCCGCAUAGAGAACGUGUUAGUUCAGAUUCAAGAUGGUUCCAAGACAAUAACAGUCGAAGAAAUAGACGAGCGUCUAGUACAAUUGCAAGAAGCCAAAAAGGCAUUCAACAAGCGAGGGACACCAGACCCAGUUCAAAACAACGACGUGAACAGUGGUUCGCAACGCAACCGCGGCGAGACCACACCCUCGACGAGCGGAGGACAAGAACAGCCGAGCGGCGUAAACGCGGAACUGGUACAAAUUCUGCAACAACAGGCUGAAUUACUCAGACAUUUAUCCGCUAAUCGAAAUGUAGGUGGACAACGAGAAUCACAGCAGGUAAAACUCCCAGUUAUACAAUUGCCAACGUUCGACGGAAAAAUCGAAGAAUGGAAACGAUAUUUCGAGACUUUCAAAGCUGGUUCGCACUUCAUUUACUUUUGCCCGAAGUUUCUAGGCUUGACGAUUGAAGAACGGAUCAAUGAGGCUCGCAGACUCAAACUUUGUCUCAACUGUUUGAGAAGUGACCAUUUCGUCCAAACGUGCAAGGGGGGAUCUUGCCGCGAGUGUUCUGGACGACACAACACUCUCUGUCACUUACCACGAGACAAGGCAGAUUCGUCCGAAGCAGCAAAUUCGAACACGCCAACGACGUCUGAAACCUCGAGCGCAGCAAACAAAGAAGAAACAUCAAGCAAUAACGUAACGACGAUGCAUCAAUCGUUGAAUCGACUCAAGCGCGUUCUCAUGUCUACGGCGCUGGUAAAUGCCAACCAUGCGAACGGAACGCCGGUUUCGAUACGAGUUGUACUAGAUAGCGCGAGCGAAGCAAAUUUUAUAACUGUCGCGGCGUGCAAUAGCCUCGGAUUACGAACCGGAAAAAUUAACGAGCCCAUCGUGGGGCUGAACGAAAUGAAAAGUAAGGUAACUCAAGAUUGUAACGUUGUUGUCAUGUCGAGACAUUCGACUUUGAGAAUCAAUGUUCAUUGCUUGGUCGUACCGCGAAUUACAAACGAAUUACCGUCUUUCAAGUUCGAUUCCAGCGAAUUGUCAAUACCGAACACGAUUAAACUCGCCGAUCCGUUUUAUCACGAGCCAAGCAAGGUCGAAAUGCUGAUAGGCGCCGAGUUUUUCCAAAGCCUUCUCGAGACGGGGAAAAUCAAGUUGGGCGAAGACAAGCCCACGCUUCAAAACACAGCUCUUGGUUGGGUAUUGGCCGGGCCAAUGCCAACACAAUCGCGUCGUUUUCCAGACAUUUCAGUCUUAGUGUGCUCUCGCAAUAGCAUUUCGAGUCUCAACGAAAACGUCACGAGAUUUUGGAACAUUGAGGAAAUUAAGUCAGAAAGAUCAACGCAAAAGGUAUCAGAAAACGAGAGUAAAUGUGAGACAAUGUUCGAGACCGCAACACGCGACGAGUCUGGACGUUUCAUUGUGCGUUUACCGAGUCGCGAGUCAAUAAACGAAUUGGAGGAAUCGCGACAAAUCGCGGAAAAAAGAUUGUUAGCGCUCGAGCGACGAUUCAAAGGCAACGACAUUUUGCGACAACGUUAUACCGAAUUCAUGCGAGAAUAUGUCGAGUUAGGACACAUGUCUGCGGUGUCUCCGACAAAAAAUGCAAGCGAACUGCCUGUCGUGUAUUUGCCGCACCACGAAGUAAUUCGCGAAACGAGCACAACGACCAAAUUACGAGUUGUAUUCGAUGCUUCGGCUAAGUCAAGUUCCGGAAAAUCGUUAAACGAUGUUUUGUUAGUCGGUCCAACGGUGCAGGACAAUCUCCUAGACAUUUUACUCACAUUUCGAUUGCACAAAAUAGCUUUCACCGCAGACAUACAAAAAAUGUAUCGCCAGAUUUUGGUCGACCCUCGCGAUCGAUAUUUUCAAAGAAUACUUUGGCGUUUUUCGGUAGACGAGCCCAUUCAAGAAUACCGUUUAAACACGGUCACUUACGGUCAAGCGUGCGCUCCGUAUUUAGCGAUUAGAGCGAUUCGAAAGCUAGCUCAAGACGAGAAGAAAGAAUUUCCCAUAGCCGCAAACAUCGUGCUUCGAGAUUUUUACGUUGACGACGUUUUAUCAGGCGCGAACAGUAUCGACGAAGCCAAGACCCUUUGCAAGCAACUACAACAAUUAUUGCUGCGAGGAGGAUUUGAGUUACACAAAUGGAGUUCAAACAUCGACGAAAUUGUCACAAAUAUGCGAGGAUCGACUCAAGAAAUUUCUCCGUCAACGAAUAUCGACGACGGUGACUCAGUGAAAACCUUAGGUCUGCAAUGGUCGCCUGCUAACGAAAAAUUCCAGUUUUCUAUCAAUAUCGAUAUCGGAGCAAAGACAAAGCGAGAAAUAUUGUCUGCGAUAUCAAAACUCUUAGACCCUCUCGGUGUCAUAGGGCCGAUUAUUGUACGAGCUAAAUUAAUCAUGCAAGCAUCUUGGUCGCACGAUGUAGCGUGGGAUGCAGAUUUGCCACAGGAACUUUUGAACGAGUGGAACGACUACGUCGACGACAUACAAAAUGUAGGGACGAUUCAAGUACCACGACGAGUUAUCCAACACGAGGAGUCGUCACGGUUGAGCCUUCACGGAUUUUGCGAUGCUUCCGAAAGAGCCUACGGCGCGUGUUUGUAUAUCCAGUCGGAAGAUGGAGAUGGUCACAAAACGUCCUCACUACUAUGCUCAAAAUCCCGUGUCGCCCCGAUGAAGAAGAUAACGCUGCCGCGAUUGGAACUGUAUGGCGCGGUUCUUCUCACAAGAUUGGUGCAAGCUGUAAACGAAACGCUAAGGAUCGAGUUCGGCGAUGUUCGAUUAUGGACGGAUUCUACGAUCGUUUUAGCAUGGAUUGCCAAGGAAUCCUCUCACUGGCAAACUUUCGUCGCAAACCGCGUAAGCGAAAUCCAAGCAUCAUCGUCGUACAGCCAGUGGGGUCACGUGAGUGGCAAAGAGAAUCCAGCGGACUUGGUCUCUCGCGGAGUAAGUUGUGACAAACUCGAGAACAACGCGCUAUGGUGGGCGGGACCAUCAUGGUUACAGAGUCGCGAAGAUACUCAUUCAUCGCCUGAAGAAUUGAAUCACUCCGACGAAGUUCAAGGAAUCAUCAACGCAGAAGCAAAACGAAAAAGGGCGAUAAUUGUUAACGUGGCAAGAUGUCAGAUGAACCAAUUCUUCGAAGACUUCACAAGGGUGUAUUCAUCGAUAUCGAAAAUGGAGCGAUUGCUAGCAUACUGUCAACGCUUCAUCAAAAAUUGUCACAAAAAACCAGAAGAACGAGAAACGGGAAGCUUGAGUCCGGGAGAACUAAAUAGCGCUACGGAGUUACUUCUCAAGCACGUCCAAGCAAGUGCAUUCACAGACGAAAUCGAAAAGCUUCGCAAGGGAGAAGUCAUCAGGUCUUCAAGCAAGUUAUUAUCUCUCGAUCCUUUUCUCGACAAAAACGGACUUAUCAGGGUGGGCGGCAGACUACAAAGGGCAAAGGUCGGUUUCCAGCAACAACAUCAGAUUGUUUUACCCGAUACCCAUCGACUCACGAAUUUAUUGGUUGAACGAGAACAUCUUCGACUUCUCCACGUCGGGCCUCAAGCAUUAUUAGCAGCAGUUCGCACUCGAUAUUGGCCUCUAAAUGGACGCAAUCUCGCUCGACGAAUAUUUCACAAAUGCAUCGUUUGCUACAAGGCAAAUCCAACUCCAGUGUCGCAAAUUAUGGGUUCACUUCCGACAGCUCGAGUGCAGCCUAGCAGGCCAUUCUUCGUAACGGGUGUCGAUUUUGCCGGACCUAUAGUGACGCUCGUUAACAAGGGACGAGGACGAAAAACAACCAAAUCAUACGUAGCAUUAUUCGUGUGCUUUGCAACUAAGGCAAUACACCUUGAAGCAGUGAGCGAGCUCACAACUGCAGCAUUUUUGGCCACUCUUCGAAGAUUUGUCGCACGAAGAGGCUGUCCUCAACAAAUUCACAGUGACAACGGGACAAAUUUCGUCGGUGCGAAUCGCGAACUCAAGGAGGUGUUUGGGUUCAUUCGAAAGGAAGUCGAACAUUCAAAAUUUCAACAAUUCGUUUCCGAAAACAACAUUCAAUGGAGUUUCAUUCCACCGCGUUCCCUGCACAUGGGAGGCUUAUGGGAAGCCGGCAUCAAGUCGUGCAAAUUUCAUUUGAAAAGGAUUAUUGGACAAUUAAUGUUUACCUUCGAAGAAUUCACCACGGUGCUUGCUCAAGUCGAGGCAAUUUUAAAUUCAAGGCCAUUAACACCCAUGUCUUCGGAUCCCGCUGAUUAUCAACCGCUUACACCAGGAAAUUUUUCAGUUGGGGAACCACUCACAAGCGUCCCUGAUCUCGACAUCACCGACGUUAAAUUAAAUCGUCUCGAUUGGCAAUUAAUUCAACGCAACGUUCAAGAAUUUUGGAAAAGAUGGUCGUCAGAAUAUCUGCCCAAUCUUCAGGAAAAACCAAAUGGAAGAGGAAUCAAGAAAAUUUGUCCAUCGACGACUUGGUCAUGAUACAUGAUGACGCUUUGCCGCCCACGAAAUGGAUGGUCGGUAGAGUGAUUGAGUUACAUCCGAGUCACGAUCAAAAGGUUCGGGUUGUAACAAUAAAAACUCCGAACGGAAUAACAAAACGAGCGAUUUCAAAGUUGUGUAAACUAGCGGUCGAAACGUAAAGCGAUUGCUGUCAGAAAUUGAUACUCAAUUUGGUGGGCGGGAUGUUCGAUUUAAAAAAUCAUUUAGGCAAUGUAUCAUUUUUUGUAUUUUUGCGUUUGCUGUAUGUUAUCAUUUUUUGUAUUUCUGCGUUUUGUAUUUCGUAUUUUUUGUAUGGUUUAUUUGCUUUUUGUUUCUCUGUACGUUCCCACAAUUGAGCGCUACGCGACAGUCUCACCAGGUGGCGUGCGUGCAGCCGUAGCUAGUAGUCAGUCGGCUUCGAUGUGUCGAGUAGAACCGUCGACCGGUCGCAAAAAUUGUUUUUCAUAGUUUUGUUGUAAGUUAAUAAAGAGAUUAUCAAUCCUAAACAUUACUUCUUAAGGCUUCAUACAUAUUUGCCUGUUCCUGUCUCAGAGUACUCUCACUUGUUAAAAGUCUAUCCUGACAAUGCGUAAUGUCUUCACCUAAUUUCUCUACGGCGUUCUGGGUCUGAGCCCCUAAAUGAUCUAUCUCCUGCCGGCUGCUGAUGGCCAGUUCAUGGAUUUUUGGCAACCCUGCUGUCAAGUUUCCGCUCAAGGCGGUCUAAAAAUGGCAGUAUUCGUGAUAUUGGAUCAUCUACUUUGUCCUGAGGACUAUCAAUUGUUCCUAGAAGGCUAGUUUCUAGUGGCUGUGAGAUGGUUCUGUCGUGAAACUCAGUGUCCUGCUCUAUGGUACACUCUUGCGGGUCGAAUGAUACGUUCUUAUUUCUACCUAUCUCCUUGUCGGCCAUUUUGUCAACCAAAGGGAUUUUACUAGUUUUAUUUAUCUAAAUCUUUUUUUUUCUUUUGACUGUAUAGAAAUAGAGGCAGCUGCACGGGUUCUUGCCCUGACUUUGCGGCUGUUUAUACCAAAUGAACAAGUAAUUUUAAUUUGAUUUUAUGAAGUGACUGCUACCUAUAACUGAAUUCGAUUUUAAAUUUUACUACUCUCUCUUUCUAGAGAGCCCCACGUUGGGCGCCAAAUGUUACUUUUUUCGAAGUGUGAGUGUCUCGAAAGUUAAGUAAGUUUGAGUCGUUUACUCAAAUGAUUUUAUUUUGAGCUCUCUAGGAGUUUCGAGGCUAAUUGUUAGGGUGUAGUUGCUAUUUGAAUUGUUAUUACGGACUCGGGACAGGUUUUUACGCUGCCAGAGCCGUCUCCUGAGUCUAAAGUGAGGGAUGCCUAUGCUCCAGACGUGGGUUUCACUAGCCGCUCAGUCCUUGGACUCGGAUAGAUAUUUCGCUAUCAGAGCCAUACACUAGAGGGGUUUGUUUCGCCGAAGCUGUCUCUAUCCUACACUAGUCAUAUGGAGGAGAGAGAUAGUGAAAAAAUGUUUCACAGAUUCUAAUGUAACAAUGGUGUGUAAUUCAAAAUAAUACUUUUGGUCUCAAAUGACAAUAUUGCUGACAAGGAUAACGUAAAAUUAAAUACAAACUAAAUAUAAACUAAAUUUGAGCUGACUUAAUAGCAGAGAUUCUCUAUUAUAUUUUAUAUUUUAUUUUUAGGCAUAUUCUAUUUGAAAUUGACUCUGAGUUCACUGGUCUACCCAAGACGGAUAGCCAAUGUUAAUAAUAUACGGUAUUGGCGCUCUGUCUGAGCUAUAUUGAUUGCUUUGAUUUAUAUGAUUUUGUGGUUAGUAGGCCCCUAUGGCACAACUACCUAGCUUUUGAGUAUAUGCUUCUAAAUUCACUGGACUGCCCAAGACGGACAGCCAGCGUGCAAUGAGUCAGUAGGCGCUCUGCCAAAUACUGCUGUCAAACCGAUCGUGUGCUGGUCUUAUAUACCGUAUGUGAUUCACCGCGCAGUCGCGUUGGCGUUACUGCUCGAGCAUCUUUUGGCAGCCUGAUGCCGAGUUGGCUGGAUACGUCACAUUGCUCCCUUCUUCCAGCAACCUUUCAGUUUUGGUGGAUGUUUUUACCAAAAACUGGAUGUCUGUCGGGAGACCACUGGCUCUCCCUGAUUCUUCUUUUCGUUCUUACGUCUUGUGUUCCCUUCAGGGCUUGCCCAGUCCGAGCGGGUUAGUGGGAUCGAACCGGGUGAUGUGUGCCGAUGGUGUCGGCGGAUCUGGGAUCGUUGUGAUCAGAUCCGGUAAUGGUGGCCCCAGCAUUUGUUCCAGCUCAUCUUAUUGUAGUUAAUGAAUAGUGUUGAUUUAUAUUUAAUAAAAGACUUUUUAUUAAAUUUCUCUUUGGUACAAAACUCUGUUGUUCGCCAUCUUGUUACGAACUCUACUUAUAACAACUUCAUAUUAACACUAUGACGUCCGCACGUCU
This is a messenger RNA of Athalia rosae (coleseed sawfly), 6944 nucleotides long. RefSeq lists its product as uncharacterized. Lineage: Eukaryota; Metazoa; Arthropoda; Insecta; Hymenoptera; Athaliidae. The coding region runs from base 1 to 4521 and encodes 1506 amino acids. Gene Ontology annotation, biological process: DNA integration. The record is from RefSeq and is a predicted model, not a curated record. Gene Ontology annotation, molecular function: nucleic acid binding. The transcript has 4 exons.